Molecule: messenger RNA, 2776 nt
Organism: Etheostoma spectabile (orangethroat darter)
Lineage: Eukaryota; Metazoa; Chordata; Actinopteri; Perciformes; Percidae
Gene: cyp4t8
Product: cytochrome P450, family 4, subfamily T, polypeptide 8
Exons: 12
Coding region: 923-2467 (514 amino acids)
Molecular function (GO): monooxygenase activity; iron ion binding; oxidoreductase activity, acting on paired donors, with incorporation or reduction of molecular oxygen
Source: RefSeq, a predicted model, not a curated record
CAUCAAUGGGGAGAGCAAGGGCAAGUGCUUAGGAGAAGUGAACGGGGGCAUGUUGAACCUCUAUUGAAACUUAGCCAAAGUGAGAUGCGUCACUUCAGGCGCCAUCUUGGGGCGGACAUCUGACCCGUUCUGACCAUAAAAAGUGUUUUACAACAUUAUACUGUUACGAACUUGUUGAAUUUAAUAUCAGAGUCAUUUUAAUAAACAUAAAGUGUGCUGCCAUGACACUAAAUUAAGCUAACGCUAUCUCGGUAAAGUUUUUUUUUUUAAUUAAACUUGUGUUUUUCAUGUAGCCAUGCUCUGGGGAGCAGAACUGAACUGCACUUGAGUGGCAAAAGAGUGCUAAAUAGAGAGUUAAAGCUUUGGCUAGUGCGUAACCUUUUAAUAUUAGCCUAAUGAAUGUCCGUUACAUUCAAGCCAUUGCCAAAUGAGUUGCUACAAAGCUAAUUAAGACUAGGCCUAUCUGCUCCACAUAACUUUCUCUCUGUAUUUGUCAGUAUAGUUAUGUUCAGAAGAUAGAGUUAUCAAAUGAGUUUGCGCGGUCAUGACGGCUACGUGGACGCGCUGACAGUUUGCUGUCAUUAGGCUAUAUAAUUCAUCGUGGAGCCGGCAGAAACUAUAGGCUACACACUAUAGCUAUUUACACAAGACAAGGUAGCCUUUUUAGUGUAUCACCCCGUAAUUUUAAUUUAACCAAGCCUGUCUCUAAUAGCCUACAUGUGUGGCAUUUGUAACAGACCUACCUCGAUAGACAGCCUACAUAAGGAGGAGACACUGUUAGUCCGUCCCAACACGGCGGCCGCGUCGACGUAUCGAUCCAGUGAACAGCAGUGAGCAAGUAUUUGUCUGCGCAUAGGCUACUUUGCAGUUUGUUUUGCACCUCACUUAGGUUUUAUCAUCCUCCAGCGAUACAUCAGCCGGAAUGGAGUCAACUGACGCUUUCGUGACAUUUCAGUUGGGGUGGCCUAAAAUGCAUCACUUGUUUGCUCUACUGUGUCUUGUGGCCGUCGUCAAAUUAACAAUGUUGCUCGCCAAAAGAAGGGAUGCGUUUCGAAACAUUGAAGCUUUUCCAGGACCACCUGCACACUGGUUUUUUGGACACGUGAAGGAGUUUAAACAAGAUGGGACAGACUUGGAUAAGUUUGUGAAAUGGGGACAAAAAUACCCUUAUGCUUUCCCAGUGUGGUUUGGACCCUUUGUCUGUUUCAUAAACAUUCACCAUCCGGAUUAUGUGAAAACGGUACUGACAUCAACAGAGCCAAAAGAUGAUUUGUCAUAUAAGUUUAUUGAGUCAUGGAUUGGCGAAGGCUUAUUAGUGUCAAAAGGUCAGAAGUGGUUUCGGCACAGAAGGCUCUUGACCCCAGGUUUCCAUUAUGAUGUUUUGAAACCAUACGUUAAACUAAUGUCAGACUCUGCAAAAACUAUGCUGGACAAAUGGGAAAGUUAUGCAAAAACCAAUGAGUCCUUUGAAUUGUUUAAUCACGUGAGCCUUAUGACACUAGACAGCAUCUUGAAGUGUGCCUUCAGCGACAGCAGCAACUGUCAGACGGAGAGUGGAACAAAUACAUACAUCAAAGCAGUGUAUGAGCUCAGUGAUCUGAUUAACCUGCGGUUCAGAACGUUUCCAUACCACAAUGACCUCAUAUUCUACCUCAGCCCACAUGGCUAUAGAUACAGAAAAGCAUGCAAAGUGGCUUACAGUCAUACAGAGGAAGUCAUAAGAAAGAGGAAAGAAGCACUCAAGGAGGAGAAGGAGCUGGACCGGGUACAGGCCAAGAGGAACUUGGACUUUCUGGACAUCCUUCUCUUAGCAAGAGAUGACAAGCAGCAGGGUCUGUCGGAUGAAGAUAUACGAGCAGAAGUGGACACCUUCAUGUUUGAGGGCCAUGACACCACAGCCAGUGGCAUUUCUUUUAUCCUCUACUCUCUGGCCUGCCACCCAGAACACCAGAAGAUUUGCAGGGAGGAGAUCAUUCAAGCCCUGGAUGGGAAGGACACCAUGGAGUGGGAGGAUCUCAGUAAAAUUCCAUACACAACAAUGUGCAUAAAAGAAUCCCUUCGCCUUUACCCUCCUGUACCAGGAAUGUCAAGAAAGAUCACCAAACCCAUGACUUUUUUUGAUGGAAGGACUUUGCCUACAGGAAGUCAUGUUGGAACGAGUGUGUAUGGGAUUCACAGGAAUGCAGCUGUCUGGGAAAACCCUAAUGUCUUUGACCCACUGCGUUUCCUACCAGAGAAUGUUUCCACGAGGUCCCCUCAUGCAUUUGUGCCCUUCUCUGCUGGGCCAAGAAACUGCAUUGGUCAGACCUUUGCCAUGAAUGAGCUGAAAGUGGCAACUGCCCUGACACUGAAGAGAUACCAGCUGAUAGAGGACCCCGCUCAGAAACCUAGAAUAAUUCCUAGACUGGUGCUUCGCUCACUCAAUGGAAUCCACAUCAAGAUCCAACCUGUAGACCCACAGGAGUAAAGGGAAAUAACUAUGAAAUGCUUUUAACCUGGAAAAUACAGAGAACAUUUUGAGGAGCUAAAGUAUUUUCGUUCUAAUAUUUUACUUAACCUUUACACUGACAUGCAUUCACAAACAGAUAAUCAUUAAUUUAUGACACUACCUGUGCACUAUUAUUUAGUGGUUGUACAUGAUUUCAGGGGGGAUUGCUGAAAAAGAAGUUGUAUUUGUAUUUUGGAAUAAUGUUUAAGUGUUGUCCAUUCAUAUUUUGUCUGCGUUUUUUGGUGUUCAUGAUAAAGGUAGUUUGAACUUUUACACACUAGUCUUCAG